Molecule: messenger RNA, 1385 nt
Organism: Coffea arabica (coffee)
Lineage: Eukaryota; Viridiplantae; Streptophyta; Magnoliopsida; Gentianales; Rubiaceae
Product: glutathione S-transferase TCHQD
Molecular function (GO): glutathione transferase activity
Source: RefSeq, a predicted model, not a curated record
GUUUCUAUAAAGUCCGAACUUUUCUGCAGAAUCAAGGCAUCCUCAAAACCGGUCACUUUCCACUAGUCUUUUUGUGAAGCUGUCAAAUUCUUCCUCUGACAUAGCAAAACCCCUUUGUGCUUCAUCAUCACCAUCCACUUAAAAUAGUCCCCUUUUUCGAACUUUUCUUGGUUCACUUGCUAGCCCAUAGCUUCGAAUUCCCUUUGAAUUUUUGCAAGUUUUUUCAAGAAUUUCAACUGGGCUUAUUCAAGAAUACCUUUUUGGCACUGUCAUAGCUUGACGUGAAUUCUGUGUGCUUAGACUCGACAAUUGGCUUAUAAGUUUCCAGAUUAUACUUGAACAUCAACAACCUCCUAUUACAGGUUGAUGACACAUAAUGCAGCUAUAUCAUCAUCCGUACUCUUUGGAUAGCCAGAAGGUGAGGCUUGCUUUGGAAGAAAAGGGAGUUGAUUACACAUCUCAUCGUGUCAAUCCUAUCACAGGCAAGAACAUGGACUCUUUUUUCUUCCGGUUGAAUCCAAGUGCUAACCUUCCUGUCUUUCAGAAUGGUGCGCAUAUAAUCUUUGACACCGUUGAGAUUAUCAAGUAUAUAGAAAGAAUUGCCUUGGUCUCCUCUCGUGGAGACAAUGCCGCACUCAGCAGCCAAGAGGUCAUUGAAUGGAUGAAUAAAAUCCAAGCAUGGGAUCCGAAGUAUUUUACCCUGUUCCACAUUCCUGUGAAGUAUCGCGUAUUUGUUUCCAAAUUCCUGAGGCGUGUAAUAAUUGCUCGAAUGACUGAAUCUCCUGAUCUGGCUAGUGCAUACCAUCGCAAGCUUCGAGAGGCAUAUGAAACAGAAGAGAAGUUGAGAAAUGUUGAAGUGCUGAGGCGCAGUGAGGAACACCUGGUGAGGCUUCUUGAUGAAGUGGAAACUAAGCUAGGGGAGACAUCUUAUCUUCUGGGCGAAGAGUUCACAUUGGCAGAUGUGAUGCUCAUCCCUGUCCUCGCUCGAUUGGUGCUAUUGAAUUUGGAAGAGAGUUACAUCAGUUGCAGGCCUAAUAUAGCUGAGUAUUGGAAUAUGGUGAAGCAGAGACCUAGUUACAAGAAGGUGAUUGGAAGAUACUUCAAUGGAUGGAGGCAACAAAUUACAUUGAUGAGAACCUGGUGCUUUCUACAUAUUAGAAGUAUGCUGCGAAGAUAUUAGUCCAAAACUGUAACCCAUUGUAAAAACCAUAACACAACUUGCAGGCUGCCAUAUAAAACCGUCGGUCUCUAAGCUGUUUUUGUCAGUUCUUUUUAAGUUAAAGGCAUUCACCAAUAAUUAUUUAACACACUUGUAAUUUAUGAAUGUUUUUCUCUGCUGUUCGAAUUUUAUGCAGUCAUGCGAUGCAGCCUUCUUUUUCCUUCUA